AUAUGAAAGAGAGAGAGAGAGAGAGAGAGAGAGAGAGAGAAAUGGAUGACAGACUUUGCCAAGCAUAUGCUCCAUACAUUCUACCGAUCAAAAUUUCCUGACUUUGAAAGCAUAUCAUCCAUUCGGCAACAAUCCAUGGCAGUUUCUCCACCUCAGAACCCAGAAAAUACUUUCCAAUCCCUUAUCCCAAUAAUCUUUUUUCUCCUCCUUCCCUUGUUUCUCUUCAUCAAUUUCAACUCCAUACCCAGUUCCUGCAAACACUUUCUUCCCCAUCAUCUUCUUCAAUGGAAAAGGAGCUCCCAGGGAGACGCAAUUCCAAUACUCAGCUCCUUGAAGAACUUGAUGCGCUAAGUCAAUCCCUCUACCAAUCCCACACCUCCACCCGAAGAACUGCUUCCCUUGCUCUUCCCCGGAGCUCGGUUCCUCCAAUAUCAUCUACUAUUGCCACUGCUACCACCAAAAAUGAGGACAGACCUGAGUCUAGGCCUCGUUCCAGGCGCAUGUCCUUGUCCCCAUGGCGAUCCCGGCCGAAGCUUGAUGAUGAAGAUCUACAGGACAGAGCUACUAUGCCAUCUGACCGGAAGCAACAGUUGAAGAAGUUUAUUGAUGAUAAACCGGCUUCAACAGAAAAGAAAGGAAUCUGGAAUUGGAAGCCAAUUCGUGCUCUUUCUCAUGUCGGGAUGCAUAAGUUAAGCUGUUUAUUCUCUGUUGAAGUAGUAACCGUUCAAGGUCUACCCACAUCUAUGAAUGGGCUUCGACUUUCUGUUCGUGUCAGGAAGAAAGAGACCAGAGAUGGGGCAGUGCAGACGAUGCCCGCUAGGGUCUUGCAGGGGGCAGCAGACUUCGAAGAGACUCUUUUUGUCAAGUGUCAUCUCUAUUGCAGUAGUAGUGGCACUGGAAAACAGGUAAAGUUUGAGCCACGGCCUUUCUUGAUUUAUGUCAUUGCUGUUGAUGCUGACGAGCUUGAUUUUGGAAGAAAUUCUGUGGAUUUGAGUCUCUUGGUUCAGGAAUCCAUAGAGAAGAGCUUCGGAGGAACGCGGGUUCGGCAAUGGGAUAUUAGUUUUGAUCUAUCGGGAAAGGCAAAGGGAGGAGAAUUAGUCCUGAAAUUAGGAUUCCAGAUUAUGGAGAAAGAUGGUGGAUUAGGAAUUUAUGGUCAAGCUGAGAGUCCGGGACCAGGUAGAGGUGCAGAUUCCACGUCUUCUUUUGGUCGUAAACAAUCAAAGUCUUCCUUCAGUAUUCCCAGCCCAAAAAUGUCUCGCAGAAUGGAACCCUUAACUCCUUCAAAGAUUAGUACAUCAAUGGACUUCCAGGCAAUGGAUGACUUGAAUCUUGACGAGCCUGAGCCUGCUUCUGCUCCUGCUCCUGCUCCUGCUCCUGCACCUGCUUCCUCGACUUCCUCCAUUCAAAAACCUGAAGAGAUGGAGCCAAACAUUGAGGACCUCGAUCUUCCAGAUUUUGAAGUUGUGGAUAAAGGAGUUGAGAUACAAGACAAAAAUGAGGCAGAAGAGGACAAAUCUGAAGACACAGCAGAUGAGAGAUCAGUUUCUAGUGAGGUGGUCAAGGAAGUUGUGAAUGAUCAAAUCCACCAAACGAGAUUAUCAGAGCUUGAUUCAAUCGCUCAGCAGAUCAAAGCUCUUGAAUCUAUGAUGGGUGAUGAAAAUCCAGUUAAAACAGAGGAUGAAACUGAAUCACAAAGAUUAGAGGCUGAUGAAGAAACUGUAACAAGAGAAUUUCUUCAGCUGCUUGAGGAUGAGGAGGCUAAUGAAUUCAAAUUUGGUCAACCUGACAUUCAUACUUUCAAACUGGAAGCUGCUGAAGAAGCUGACGCCGCUGAAUCCAAAGUUUUCCUGUCAGACCUUGGAAAGGGCUUAGGCUCCGUGGUCCAGACAAGAGAUGGAGGUUAUUUAGCUGCCAUGAAUCCUUUCAAUAAUGAGGUAACAAGAAAAGAAACUCCAAAACUUGCAAUGCAAAUCUCAAAACCAUUGAUUAUUUCAUCACACAAAUCCAUGAGUGGGUUUGAGAUCUUUCAGAGAAUGGCAGCUGUAGGAAUUGAAGAACUAAGCUCAGAAAUCUUAUCUUCAAUUCCAAUUGAUGAACUGAUAGGUAAAACAGCAGAACAGAUAGCUUUUGAAGGCAUUGCUUCAGCAAUCAUCCAUGGAAGGGACAAAGAAGGUGCUAGCUCAAGUGCAGCUCGUACCAUUGCAGCAGUAAAAUCCAUGACAACUGCAAUGAGUACAGGCAGGAAAGAGAGGAUCUCAAGUGGAAUUUGGAAUGUGAGUCAGCAACCAGUAUCGGUAGAUGAGAUUCUAGCUUUCUCAAUGCAAAAAAUGGAAUCUAUGGCAAUCGAAGCUUUAAAGAUACAGGCAGACAUGGCAGACAAAGAUGCACCUUUUGAUGUUUCUCCACUAGUUGAGAGGACAGAAAUAAUCAGGGGGAAAGAUCCAAGCCACCCCAUGGCCUCUGCUGUUCCACUUGAUGAUUGGUUGAGAAAUGGAGGUCUAACUACCUCCAAAGGUGAUCCUGGAAACCCAGAAACUCUCACACUAUUAGUGGUUGUCCAGCUAAGAGAUCCACUGAGGCGAUACGAGGCAGUAGGAGGACCAAUUAUCACACUGAUUCAGGCCGCACAUGUGGCUGCAACAGGGUCCAAAUAUGACGAGGAGAAGAGGUUCAAAGUGGUGAGUUUGCAUGUUGCAGGCUUGAAGGUGAGAGCAGGAGGGAAGCGGCCUCAACGGGAUGCUGAGAAGCCGCGACUGACUGCAAUGCAGUGGUUGGUUGCCUAUGGACUGGGUAAGGCAGGAAGGAAGGGCAAACAUAUCCAAGCAAAAGAACAGGAUUUACUCUGGAGCCUUUCUUCGCGCAUAAUGGCAGAUAUGUGGCUAAAGUCGAUGCGAAAUCCAGAUGUAAAAUUCCCCAAGCAACAAUAGGUGUAUCAUGUAUGGUCACUUUAACUAGCAGUAUAUUUCACUAUAAUACGUAAUCAUGUAAUAAGGAAAAUGUAUUUGUUCAAUUAAUAAGUUCUCCUUUCCAACAAGAUUGUACUAAUGAAAAUAAAGUAUAAUAUUUGGUGUCUAA
Macadamia integrifolia is the source of this 3075-nucleotide messenger RNA. Its product is annotated as protein PLASTID MOVEMENT IMPAIRED 1. The coding region runs from base 285 to 2927 and encodes 880 amino acids. The transcript has a single exon. NCBI's taxonomy places the organism in Eukaryota, Viridiplantae, Streptophyta, Magnoliopsida, Proteales, Proteaceae. The record is from RefSeq and is a predicted model, not a curated record.